UGAGGGGAGGGGACGGGGGAAGGGCGAGGUUGUGGGGCGAGGCGCCGUGUGUCGCUCCCGUCCCUGCGUUGCGUCGUAGUUUAGUGGAAAAAGGAAGGGGUUAGAAAAGGGAACUGGUUUAAAAUAGCCGCUGGUCCCUGCCGGGGGCUGGUUCCCUCCCGCGGGGCUCAGGGGGUCCCUGGUGUGCGGGGGCUCGGAGCCCCUCGGGGUUAUCGCUGUGGGGAUGAGCUUGCGGAGUUUUACUGGAAUUUCUCCUUUUCUGAGGAGCUGCCGCUGCUGAAGCAGAUUUUUCCUUCCUUUUUUUUUUGUCUGAUGCAGAAUCCCCGUAGCUAGGCAGCCUCCCUCUUUUCUUCCCUUCCUUCCUUCCACCCCUCGCUAUGUAGGAAGGGAGAGGCAUCAAUGGAAAGGCUGAAAUACGAGUAGAUGCGCUUCCAAAUGCCUUUUUUCUUGAAAGAGGAAGAUAAAUCCCAGCUGCCAAUGCACGGACUUUUUUUGUUGCCGUCGAAUUGCUUGGUAAAAAUGGGGUUCACUUACUCCUGCUAAAUCCUUGGAGCGUGUCAGAGAGUUGCUACGGUGAAGGACUUCUGGUAUUUUUUUGCAUCAGUGGAGCUACGUUGAUGUUAACCAUUUUUUUGUAAGAUGGAGAACGAAAUAUUCACACCCCUUUUGGAGCAGUUCAUGUCUAGCCCUCUUGUCACCUGGGUUAAGACAUUUGGGCCGUUAGCUGGAGGAAAUGGGACCAACCUGGAAGAAUAUGUGGCGCUGGUGGACGGUGUGUUUCUCAACGAAGUCAUGCUGCAAAUACAGACUCCGUCUCUGGUGCAGUCCUGUGGAAACCUGUGUAAUCCAAAGUCUGCUAAUCAGAGGAUAAACAAAAAAGUCAACAAUGACGCAUCAUUAAGGAUUCAAAAUUUGUCUAUUUUGGUGAAGCAAAUAAAAACUUACUAUCAGGAGAAUUUGCAGCAGUUGAUCAUGAUGUCUUUGCCAAAUGUAUUAAUAAUCGGCAAAAAUCCUUUUUCUGAGCCAGGUACUGAAGAAAUUAAAAAACUCCUGCUGCUUUUACUUGGUUGUGCGGUUCAGUGUCAGAAAAAAGAAGAAUUUAUAGAAAGAAUCCAAGGUCUGGAUUUCGAUACAAGAGCAGCAGUUGCAGCCCAUAUUCAAGAGGUAACUCAUAAUCAGGAGAAUGUGUUUGAUCUGCAGUGGAUGGAUGUCAUUGUGUUGACACAAGAGUAUGUUGAACCUCUCUUGAAAAAUAUGGCGUUGCAUUUAAAAAGGCUUAUAGAUGAAAGAGAUGAGCACUCAGAGACUAUCAUAGAGCUCUCGGAAGAGCGGGACUGUCUCCGUUUCCUACCUCACGCGUCAGCAGCGCAAUCUCCGUGCGGCUCUCCGGGUAUGAAGCGCACGGAGAGCCGGCAGCACCUCUCGGUGGAGCUGGCGGACGCCAAGGCCAAGAUCCGGCGGCUCCGCCAGGAGCUCGAGGAAAAGACUGAGCAGUUGCUUGACUGUAAGCAAGAACUUGAGCAGAUGGAAGCUGAGCUGAAGAGGCUUCAGCAAGAGAAUAUGAAUUUACUCUCAGAUGCCCGCUCUGCCAGAGUGUAUAGAGAUGAAUUAGAUGCUCUUCGGGAGAAGGCAAUUCGAGUCGACAAGCUUGAAAGCGAAGUCGGCCGCUAUAAAGAGAGGCUGCAUGAUAUUGAAUUCUACAAAGCUAGAGUGGAGGAGUUAAAAGAAGACAAUCAAGUGUUGCUAGAAACAAAGACAAUGUUGGAAGAUCAAUUAGAAGGGACCCGAGCCCGUUCUGAUAAACUACAUGAGUUAGAAAAAGAGAAUCUGCAGUUAAAAGCUAAAUUACACGAUAUGGAGAUGGAGCGUGAUAUGGACAGAAAGAAGAUUGAGGAACUCAUGGAGGAAAAUAUGACUCUAGAAAUGGCUCAGAAACAAAGUAUGGAUGAAUCCUUGCACCUUGGCUGGGAACUUGAACAGAUAAAUAGGACUACGGAACUUUCGGAAGUGCCCCAGAAAUCCCUUGGUCAUGAGGUGAAUGAACUGACAUCGAGCAGAUUGUUGAAGCUGGAAAUGGAAAACCAAAGUUUGCUGAAGACGGUGGAAGAACUGCAAAGUGCCGUGGGAUCGGUAGAAGGCAGCAGUUCAAGGAUUCUGAAAAUGGAGAAGGAAAACCAAAGACUUAGCAAAAAGCUUGAAGAGCUGGAGAAUGAAAUGAGCCAAGAGAAACAAAGUCUUCAGAACAGUCAAAAUUUGAGUAAAGAUUUGAUGAAAGAAAAAGCACAGCUUGAAAAGACGCUUGAAGCACUUCGGGAAAACUCAGAGAGACAAAUCAAGCUAUUAGAACAAGAAAAUGAACAUUUGAAUCAAACGGUAGCUUCUCUGAGACAACGCUCGCAAAUCAGCGCUGAAGCGAGAAUGAAAGAAAUAGAGAAAGAAAAUAAAAUCCUUCACGAGUCUAUUAAAGAGACCAGCAGUAAGUUAAAUAAGGUUGAGUUUGAAAAAAAGCAAGUCAGGAAAGAACUGGAACACUAUAAAGAGAAAGGGGAGAGAGCGGAAGAACUCGAGAAUGAGCUGCAUCAUCUGGAGAAGGAAAAUGAAGUAUUACAGAAAAAAAUCACUACCUUAAAAAUUACUUGUGAGAAGAUCGAGGCCUUAGAACAGGAAAACUCAGACCUGGAAAUGGAGAACAGAAAACUCAAAAAAACUUUGGAUAGCCUAAAAAAUCUCACGUUUCAAUUAGAAUCCUUAGAAAAGGAGAAUUCCCAACUCGAUGAAGAAAACUUGGAAUUAAGGAGAACAAUCGAAUCCUUGAAGUGUACAAGCAUUAAAGUGGCACAGUUACAAUUAGAAAACAAGGAGCUGGAGAGUGAAAAGGAGCAGCUGAAGAAAAGCCUUGAGCUCAUGAAAGCCUCGUUUAAGAAAACGGAACGCUUGGAAGUCAGCUACCAGGGCCUGGACACGGAAAACCAAAGGCUACAGAAAGCCCUCGAGAACAGCAAUAAGAAGAUUCAGCAACUAGAAAGUGAAUUACAGGAUUUGGAGUCUGAAAAUCAGACUCUGCAAAAGAACUUGGAAGAGUUAAAAAUCUCGAGUAAGCGCCUGGAGCAAUUGGAAAAGGAGAAUAAGCUGUUAGAACAAGAGACUUCUCAACUAGAAAAAGAUAAGAAACAGCUAGAAAAAGAAAACAAAAGGCUUCGACAACAAGCAGAAAUUAAAGAUAGUACUUUAGAAGAAAACAACGUAAAAAUUAGUAAUCUGGAAAAGGAAAAUAAAUCUCUAUUUAAAGAAAUUGUUGUAUAUAAAGAGUCAUGUGUACGCCUGAAAGAACUGGAGAAAGAAAAUAAAGAACUCGUGAAAAGAGCUACCAUUGAUAAGAAAACCCUGGUGACUUUACGAGAGGACUUGGUGAAUGAAAAAUUGAAGACUCAACAAAUGAACAAUGAUCUAGAAAAACUUGCUCACGAACUUGAAAAAAUCGGCUUAAACAAGGAGCGUCUCUUGCACGAUGAACAGAGCAGCGAUGACAGUAGGUACAAGCUUUUGGAGUCAAAAUUAGAAUCCACACUUAAGAAGUCUCUUGAAAUAAAGGAGGAAAAAAUCGCUGCUUUGGAGGCUCGUUUAGAAGAAUCAACAAAUUUAAACCAGCAGCUCCGUCAGGAACUUAAAACAGUGAAAAAGAACUAUGAAGCUCUGAAGCAAAGGCAAGAAGAGGAACGAAUGGUUCAGAAUUCCCCUCCGAGAAGUGGAGAAGAAAAUCAGUCUGUCAAUAAGUGGGAGAAAGAAAAUCAGGAAACUACGAGAGAAUUAUUGAAAGUGAAGGAUAGAUUAAUCGAAGUGGAAAGGAAUAACGCAACGCUGCAGGCAGAGAAGCAAGCGCUGAAGACACAGUUAAAGCAGCUGGAGAGCCAGAACAGCAAUCUGCAGGCUCAGAUCCUCGCGCUCCAGAGACAGACGGUUUCUCUGCAGGAACAGAACACCACUCUACAAACUCAAAAUGCCAAGCUGCAGGUUGAGAAUUCCACCCUUAAUUCUCAGAGUACAUCUCUGAUGAAUCAGAACGCGCAGCUGCUGAUCCAGCAGUCCGCUUUGGAGAACGAAAACGAGUGCGUGCUCAAGGAGCGGGAGGACCUGAAGUCCCUGUACGAUUCGCUUCUCAAAGACCACGAAAAGCUGGAGCACCUGCAUGAACGGCAGGCUUCCGAGUUUGAGUCUCUGAUAGCCAAACAUGGAAGCCUGAAAUCCGCACACAAAAACCUGGAGGUGGAGCACAAGGACUUAGAAGACAGGUACAAUCAGUUGCUGAAACAGAAAGUGCAGCUGGAGGAACUGGAGAAAGUCCUCAAGGUGGAACAGGAGAAAAUGCUGCAGCAAAACGAAAAACAUGAAACAGUGGCAACAGAGUAUAAAAAACUUCGCGAUGACAACGAAAGGCUCACUCACACAUACAGUCAGCUCUUGAGAGAGAAUGAAGUUCUCCAAACCGAUCAUAAGAAUCUGAAAACAUUAUUGAACAAUUCCAAACUGGAACAAACACGAUUAGAAGCUGAGUUUUCUAAACUCAAAGAACAGUACCAACAACUGGAUAUUACGUCGACAAAACUCAAUAAUCAAUGUGAGCUGCUUAGCCAGCUUAAAGGAAAUCUGGAAGAGGAGAACAGACAUCUGCUAGAUCAAAUCCAGACAUUAAUGCUACAGAAUAGAACAUUGCUUGAGCAGAAUAUGGAAAGCAAGGAUCUCUUCCAUGUAGAGCAAAGGCAGUACAUUGACAAGCUAAAUGAACUAAGGCGACAGAAGGAGAAACUGGAGGAGAAGAUAAUGGAUCAGUAUAAAUUUUAUGAACCAUCUCCACCAAGAAGGAGGGGCAACUGGAUCACUCUGAAGAUGAGGAAGCUGAUCAAAUCUAAGAAGGACGUUAAUCGAGAACGUUUGAAGUCCGUGACGCUGACGCCGACGCGCUCCGAGUCCAGCGAGGGCUUCCUGCAGCUGCCCCAGCAGGACAGCCAGGACAGCUCCUCCGUGGGCUCCAACUCGCUGGAGGACGGACAGACCUUGGGCACCAAGAAGAGUAGUAUGGUUGCACUGAAAAGACUGCCCUUUUUGAGGAACAGACCGAAGGAAAAAGACAAAAUGAAGGCCUUCUACCGUCGCUCCAUGUCCAUGAAUGACCUGGUGCAGUCCAUGGUCCUGGCAGGAGGACAAUGGACAGGUAGUUCUGAGCAUCUGGAGGGUCCUGAUGAUAUAUCUGCGGGUAAAAGGAGGAAGGAGUUGGGAGCUCUGGCCUUCUCUACCACAGCCAUCAACUUUGCAGCUGGCAACUCCUCUGCAGGCUUCAGAUCCAAGCAGUUGCUAAAUAAUAAAGAUACUACAUCCUUUGAAGACGUAAGUCCGCAAGGUAUUAGUGAUGACUCUAGUACGGGAUCAAGAGUUCAUGGAGUACAGGACAUAGUCUGUGCAGAUGCUCUUGCUCCUCCUGUUCGUGGCAUUUCAACAAUGUGCAAGGUUCCUUGUCAGAUCUGUUCUUCCAGACCAGCCAGCCUCGAUAGUGGCAGAACAUCCACUAGCAACAGCAAUAACAACGCUUCGCUCCAUGAAGUCAAAGGUGCGGUGAGCAGCGCGAGCCGGCCGCAGAGCCACAGCAGCGGGGAGUUCAGCCUGCUGCAGGAGCACGAGGCCUGGUCCAGCAGCAGCAGCAGCCCCAGCCAGCUCCUGCGCGGCCACGCCAGGUCCAGGACCCCCGAAACGCCCCACGCUCGCGGGAAACGCAGCAAAACCGGCUCUCCCGGCAGCGAAGUUGUUACCCUGCAGCAGUUCCUAGAAGAAAGCAACAAGAGUACCUCAAGUGAGAUGAAGUCUGCGAGCGAAGAGAAUCUUUUAGAUGAAGUCAUGAGAAGCUUAUCCGAGUCCGCAGAGCUGACGGGAAAGGAGAAGCUCAGAAAGCCGUCCGGUGGCUGUGGCAUUGUGAGAUCGUUAAGUGUGAAAACCACAGCUGAUUUCUCAGAUGGACGAUCCAUUAAACCAGAACAACUGGUAAGGCCCAGCCUUCGGAAGACUGAAGAUCCCUACUUCACUAGCUCUCCAAUAAAAUUCCCGUCGGGCGCUCCAGGGAAGGGCAAAUUGGUGAAAGAAAAAAUCCAAGCGACUGCGUCCCAGCGCCAGUCGAGAGAUUGCAAUCCGUACGCCACCUUACCUCGGGCGAGCAGCGUGAUUUCCACGGCGGAAGGAACCACGCGAAGGACGAGCAUUCACGAUUUCUUGUCUAAGGACAGUAGGCAGCCUGUCUCGGUUGACCCAGCCCCAGCCGCCGGCGACAGGAGCGUCCCGGCAGCCUCCAGUGAGUACCCAGCACACCAGUUCUCCUCUCCUUUUGUUCACUGUGUGGCUUACAGGGUAGAUUGUGCCCCACACAGCAAUGCAGCUAAUUCAGCUAAACCGUGUCAUUUAGGGUGUAGUUCUGAUGUACCUAAGACUUCAAGGAUGGAAAGGGCAAAUUGCCACGAGAGAACGUUGCUAAACACAAAUACGUUUAAUGAGAAGGUCGGUACAUCCGGUAAGGACAGUGCAGGGUCGUUUAUCGUGGCGCAGCCUUUUUUAUCCCUUAACACUGAAUUAGUUAGCAAUAUAAGCGGAUUGCCUCAAAGAUCUGCACCAAAACCACCUAAUCAGGCCAACACGUCGGCGUUUAGAUCCGUACCGAAAAAUCCCGAGCAGCCUUGCGCUAAUGAGCAGUGUGCUCGCAGUGAGCUGCGCGCGGGUGCAACGGGGGAGUACGAUCCUGCCCCCCGGGCAGACAGCAGCGAGGCCGAAUCCCCGCUGCUGGUUUGUGAGGAUAAUCAAACCGUGUGGUACGAGUAUGGCUGUGUGUGAGAAGGAACUUCUGCCAUUACAUAUAUAUGAAUAUAUAUAUAUAUAUAUAUAGUCUAAUAUGACAUAGAGGUGUUCUUCUCAUUGUCCACUGGAUUUAGAGAAAAUUCCACUACAAAUGAAAAAUGAUUUUGUGUUAGAUCUGUGGGUGUUGUUUGCCAAGGCUCAGUUGUGUACUCCAGCAUGUUCGAAUGUAAAAUUGUAACCUCACCAAAGUUUGCAUGAAACAUUAAUUGCACUGUACAUAUUUUGCAUGCCUUUAAACGUCUUUAUAGUACAAGCUAUAUUUUUAUUUGUCACGCACUCCGAGCAUUUUGGUUUUUCCCCUGUGUGUUCCUGAAUGCAUGUUAAAGCGAUUGCAUGCUGCAUUGCCAGGAAUGGCGCUGUGAACAACAGGAUCUCCAAUACCCAGGCCACUUUUUGCAGUUGUGCUCAUGCUUUCAGAUGUAUCAGUAACACCCUGAUAUGUAUUUGGAGUCAAAAUACUUUUUUCCCCCCUUAUUUCAAGAAUGAAAAGAAGCAUUUAGAGAGAUUGCAGUGUCUUACCCUUUCCAUUUGUGCCAUGUUCUGGCAUAAAUGCACUUUGCACAAGGAACAAGUUACGGCCCAAUAAUUCAGUGCUCUGGCUUGCACAAUAAAUAUGAAUUACUCUUCAUACUUACCAACAUACUUGACCAUUAAUAAAUAGAACAUUCAUAGUCCUAAACGUUAAUGAUAAUUCUUAUGAAGAGGCAAUAAAUAGCCACACGAUACGCAGCACUUGUAAUGAAAAAAUGACCCUUUCCACCUUUUCCCUUUUCUGUGCUUUGUCUUUCCACGUCUGGUGUACAAAUGUGGGGCAGUGUCUGGUUUUCUUAGGAGUCAGAUCACAGUUCUGUGAUGUGCGGCAAUAACAACCUGUAUCCAUUACGGUGGAAGUUAAUUUUUUUCUUCUUAAAAACAGUAACACUAAUAGAACAGAAAACAAGACGUAUAACAAAAUAACAGAAAAAAACUGUUACAUUAACAUAGUUAAAUAAAAGAAAAAAUAACAAUGUUUUCUUGCAAAACUAUAGGAGUAUAGGAACUCUUAAGCAAAUAACUCAUUAAAUCCCAGAUGACCAGCUAAAGAGAAAUGUCAGACUGUAAUUACUUAAUACGCCACUGUCUCUCCAGUUGCUUGGAACUUCUCAAUGGUAAAUAUAAACAGAAUUUAAAAUCAUAUUGUACUUAAACUAUAAAUACAUUAGGUUCAGAGAGCGCUUUCUUGCAAGAGGAAAUAAUUACUGACAGUUACGGUAGGUCAAAAUUACAAACACUGUAAAAAGCCUGGAUGAAAAUAUAUCUAGAGGAAAAAUAUUUAAAAUGGAAAAUAAAGAUAUAAAAUAACGAAAGGCAUAUUCUGAUUUUUGCGGGUGAGCUUUCCUUGGCCAGCAGUUUGUGUCGGUGCCGGUGCUGCUGUGCGGGCUGGGCUCCCGUUGCCCAGGCUUGGGGCAAAGCUGCUCCAGCUGACGCUGCUCCCAGCGUGCUGUUGGCCGCUGCCCUCGAGAACGGGCUCGCCCUUAAAAACUGACCCCAAAUCUGAAAUGGAAUCUUCAUUUCACACGCAGCGAGGCCACUGUUCCCAUCUUGGGUCAUGCAUUUGACUUCGUUAACCGGCAGAGGGCUGAACCAGCUUGGAGCUGAGCUGUUCGCCACGUGCAGAACACGUUUUGCAAGCUGUUGGAAGAAUUAGAAAAUGGUCUGAGCUCUGAGAGUGCUUCUUAUAAACUCAGAGCGUGCUCCUGUGUCUGUGUUGUUCUUCACCGGCUGCAGGGCUGCUUGUUAGGAGCACAGGAAGGUUUGUGACCAGAGGUGCUAUAGCCUCUCCUGUUUAGUUCAGCUGCUGUUGUUUGAGACAUCACAUAGGCACUCCCAUCUCGUUUCCAGCCUUGUCUUGCUUUGCUGCUUAGACUGUUCCAGCUACGUAAAACACCAGUAUUGUCUCCAGAUAGGUUUAUUUAUUAGGAAGUCUCCAGCGUGACCACCAAACCCUGACUAAUAAUGAGCAAGGCCAAGGUGUAAAGAGCUGUGCAUGAUAAUGAUGAACGCUCAUUAUGUUGCUGCUGGCCAAAAAGAGCUUUUUUGCUCAGGCCCGGUAAUUUGCUUGCAGUGAAAGGUUUGCUUGACGCUUCGCUUUAAGCGGGUAGUAAAUGAUGGUGCUGUGUUUUGCACGGCCAGGCUGUUGCAUGCAAAGAGCAUUUUCUGUUUUGCAGAGCUGAAUGUGAACGUUUCUGUCAAUGUGUAGCAGGUAAAAAAUGCAAAGAUAAGUUGUCUGCCGGGUUCCCUCAGCCUCGAUUACAUCUGAUUGGCUUUUUUUCCUUUUCAUACAGGCAGAAAAUCAGGGUUGGUGUAUCUAAAAGUUAAGUGUAUCUGAUGGUGGCUUUGAAAACAAUAGCUGGUUAUUCUAAAUGCUAAGAUGAAUUGAAUGUAGCUGAGUAGGUAUUGCCAGUGUCUCCUACCCUCUCCUCUGUCCCUUCCUCUUAAAACAAGAAGUGUUUGUAUAUCCUUGUGCUCCACUAAUGAGUAGAAUGUAUUUUAAUGCAUGAGGGUGUUUUUCAUGUCCUGGUAAACACAAUGAAUAACCUGAAAUGCUUUUCUCUGCAGAUGUGGAAGCUAUCCCAGAAAGCAGACAUUCAAAAAGCAGGUCUAGGGAGCAGCAAAGCUCCUAAUUCUAUUACCCACUACAUGAGAUGUGGGCCAAGUGGUGAGUUUCCUGCCCAAACUGUAAAUGAGAUUAAUUUCAUUUACAACAAACUAACAGCAUUACGUAUAAGGACAAGUGCACAUGGCAUUAACCAGAUGUAAAUACCGCUUGCUUAACUGGCUGCUCCCUUGCUUAUUAGCUAAGCCAGACCAGGUUGGUUUCCCGCAGCUACUUUGUCUGUGUAGGCAGGGAACUUCAUCCCAAGGAGCCUUUUGCCUGUAAAAAUUCCAUUUAUUCUUGUGUUUCAAACCUCUUGGAGAAGCAAGUUCAAGGAAAUCCCACUAAGGAGGAAUAUUGAAGUCGGUUCUUAGAAAGGGACGGAUAAAUCUAAACGAGUUUAAGAAAACAUGUAUUCUGUAGCACAAGGAAAGUGCCUUUCUAUAGAAAGCCUGUCUUUGGCGUCCUGUCCUCCUGUCGACUCGUGCCAAGCCCUUUGGUGCAUGCUGGUAGUGCUGUUAGUUCUGUUAGCCGCUUAACUCUGCAUUUUGCGCUUCCACCCUUCCAGCUUUUCUGAUGUUCUUUUCUCUUUCUACCUUCCUGCUGAACACAGAGAGAAAAGUGUCCUUCAGUAUCUCAGUAUGAAGCCUUUAUAUCUGAAGUAACACGACAGCGACUGUAGGAAUCAGUAAUAAAAAUAGAGGGAAUUUUUGUACAUUCUUCGUGACUAGAGCAGGCAAGAAAUAAAAACCUACCUACCUACCUUCCUUGAAUCAAGGAGCUCUACUGGAGUCUACUGCCGAAAAUGUGUAGAUGGGCUUAGGAAUUAUUGCACAUUGCACUGUUAAGACCUACUGACUAAAGGACAGUUCUCAUCUCCCUAAGGACCAAGAAUUUUAAGGUCACAAGAAUUACUCCAGGAAAAUAAAACAAACCAACAACCUUCUUUCAUCUUCUGUUUAUGAAAUUAGCCACUGAUUUGCUUAAGCUUCUGCUAAUAAUUAGCCAAAAACGCCCCAUAACUAGCAGUUUAUAUUUGCGUCUGUAAAUCUAAAAGAAACGCUGUAGUAUUUUGUUGCAAUGUAUGUACAGAUACAAAACCUCACAGCUUCCUGGCACUUCACUGCCUUAUUUGGUUAGCGUAACCUGCAUGGAAUGGCUCUGGAACAAGUCGAUGCUGAUUUUUGUUGCAUAAUGCAAGAGCAGAAUUUGUUUACAUACACGGAAAAGUUGGGUAACUGAAAAAGGGGGAGUCGUGGGCUGAUGGUAUUCUAUGGAACUUGUUUGUCAUUUGUGUUUUUCACAUCCCCACGUUGUUCUGCAUCUAUAUGUUCGAAGUUUCUGACAGGAAGUUGUCGGCUAUGAUUUCUCUCUAACUUUUAUUUUAAUAUAAGGCUGUUUUCAACCAAUGGCGGAUAAGACUGUCUUAUGAUGUUUGUGUAUUGACCGUUCAUUUUCCUUUCUUGUCUUUUGACACGAGCUGACUGUGGCCUAGGAGGUUUCUUGAUGGCAAAAAAUGUAAAUAAUAUCAUACGCAUUUUACAAUCAGUUCCCCUUUUAUUAGUAAGAUACGUUUUGUUCAUUACUGAUUUAUAUUAAAGUUGGCAAACGUUAUCGGUA
Molecule: messenger RNA, 11146 nt
Organism: Columba livia (rock pigeon)
Lineage: Eukaryota; Metazoa; Chordata; Aves; Columbiformes; Columbidae
Gene: CCDC88A
Product: coiled-coil domain containing 88A
Exons: 33
Coding region: 640-6867 (2075 amino acids)
Biological process (GO): cytoskeleton-dependent intracellular transport; cytoplasmic microtubule organization
Cellular component (GO): centrosome; cytoplasm
Molecular function (GO): microtubule binding; dynein light intermediate chain binding
Source: RefSeq, a predicted model, not a curated record